GUUUCUCCUGUCAGCUAUAUUUUUUCUCCGGCUGUCACCAUUCUAGGAGAUCACAAAUUCUUUCCUGAUUGGACUUCUGAGAAGGAAACAUUCUGAAACGGUUCACUGGAUAACAACUGGAGAGACCGCAUUCUGAAACACACCAGAACUGUCCUGAUAAGAACCAGACCAGUGAUCCAUCCAGUCCCACAGCAUCCUGUUCUCACAGUGGCCAACCAGAUGCCCACAGGAAGCCCACAAAUACGACCUGAGUGCAACAGCACGCUGAUGACAGAAAUGAGCUCCUUGUCCAAUUGUGCUGCUAAUGAGACACAAAUAUGGAAUGGUACUGCCAGAGAAGAUUAUGUCAUCACAAUUGUGACCUAUGCUUUUACACCUGUCAUCAUUGUGGGAUUAAUUGGCAAUGGAGCUAUUUUUCCAUUUCUCUGCUGUAGACUCAAACGGACUAAAUACACUGUGUAUGUACUGAACCUGGCCAUUUCAGAUUUCACGAUACUCUUCUCUUACCUAAUCAAUAUUGUUUUCAGUUUAAUUAUAUGGAGAAAACUAGAUUUUGAAGGAUACUUAUAUAUUGUAAGUGAUUUCUUGAGUUUUUUUGGUUACAACACUAGUUUUUUCCUAUUGACAACCAUUAGUGUUGAAAGGUGUCUUGGUGCUUUUUGCCCAUUCUGGUACCAUAAUAAUCGGCCAAAACAUCUUUCAGGCAUAUUAUGUGCUCUUUUAUGGAUCCUGUCCUGUGUGGUGACUGGAGUGGAGUUUUUCACCUGCUGGUCAGAAUAUGUUUCAUCUGAAGAACCAUGUUACAGAAAGUAUAUUGCAGAGAAUCUAUUCCUUAUCAUAAUUUUCCUGAUUUUUACUCCAAUAAUGGUCCUUUGUAGUUUGAGUCUGUUCAUCAAAAUAUGGGGAAUUCCAUGGCCAAAGUCUCCAGCACGUCUUUGCCUUACCAUUGUUAUCACAGUUGCCCUGUUCCUCAUCCUUGCAUUGCCAUUCAGGAUCUCAUCCUUGAUAGGAUAUUGGCAUCCAGAAAUGAAGCUAAACUGGACCCUCAUGGAUGUUUCUUGCCUUCUUGCUGUAAUCAACAGCAGUGUCAAUCCUUUUGUGUACUUUUUUGUUGGAAGGCAAACACAAAAACGGCUGCGGUCUCGAGAGGCACUCUCUGCUGUGCUUCAUCGAUCCUGGAUGGAUGAGAUAGAUGUGGUGGCUACAACGCAAGAACACAUAGGCAGUGAUGAACAGGAGGCCUGAAUGCCCAUUGUCUCAGAAAACAAAGGUUUCCAGAUAUAUGUCUGAUGGAAAGAGAUUUUAUUUUGUAUAGAUGCUUGCUUUGGAAGUCUGUUCUCCAGUUUGGUACAGAUUUGCUUAUCUCUUGCCCAGCUGCUUCCAAGUCUGAAGACUGAUUUUUCCCAGUUGUUUUCAUUUCCCAUGAUACAUAAUUCUGCUGUUUUUUAAAGCAAUCAAAAAUGUUCUUCUAUAGUUAAAGAUCUCCUAAUGAUCCUCUCUCAGCUCCAUCCCCACAGUGGCCUGUAACACACAUCGGCAACCUUUGGCCAGCAGGAGCAUGCAGCAUGGAUGCCAAAGCCACUCCUCCUAUUGCUAAAUUCCCCCACCCCACAGAUGAAUUUUGCCUGGGGGAGCGCAACUGUGAUGGGAGGAGGGCAUGAAGGGAGAGUCAUCCCCACACAUUUUCCUCCCCAUAUAAACCAUACUCCGACCAGCACACCUGCUAGCUGUUUGGCUAGCUAAGGGAAGCGCAAUUGUGAUGGGGAAGAAGGUGAACAGGGAUGACUCUCCCCAUCAUAAGUGUGUGUUUGUGUGAAUGGUCCUGUCCAUUGUCAGAUUCAAUGAUAUGUACUCUCCCACCAUCCACCCAUCACAUAUGUGUUCCUUGAGUUGGGAGGAAUAUUGUCCACCCUUGCCUUACUACAUGCAGACAGAAGAUCAAAAGAAAAACCAAAUACUUGAGCAGUACUGUGACGAUCCCACAGCUGGGUCUACCUGUGAUACUCCCACCAGGGCCACCACCUCUCAGGAUCUCGGUUUUUAUUUGUUCUCUCACAUGCUCUAGCACAGAUCUCACAAGAUCCCACUGCUAGGCAGCAGCACCAGCCACUCCCUGUAAACAAUACUGCUAGAGACUUCGCCUUAGUCUCCCCCUAUGGCUUAUUGUUACUUUGUGUCUGGGUGCCCUUGCUGUCCACAACCCCCUUGUAGCUUUGUCUAUAAGCAUACAAUCCUGGGUUGCUUUGGAUACUUGACAAUCUUACAAUAUCUCCCUUCACACUGCCACCAUUUAUUUGAUACUG
Molecule: messenger RNA, 2303 nt
Organism: Rhineura floridana
Lineage: Eukaryota; Metazoa; Chordata; Lepidosauria; Squamata; Rhineuridae
Product: proto-oncogene Mas-like
Exons: 2
Coding region: 220-1245 (341 amino acids)
Biological process (GO): G protein-coupled receptor signaling pathway
Cellular component (GO): membrane
Molecular function (GO): G protein-coupled receptor activity
Source: RefSeq, a predicted model, not a curated record